UGUGCGCGAAUUUUCUCUUUGGCAGGACAAAACGUGCGAGUUUGGAUUUUUGAAUACCGGAAGUGGUUUUUUGGGAAGGUGGUUUAGGGUUUGUUUUGGGUGAUUGAUGAACCCGGAAGUGGGGCUUUCAAGUUGUGUUUCCGACUCGCUGAAAAGAGUUGAGUGAGCCUUUUUUGUUUCGGGGAAAUGUUGAGUGAUUCGUGAAUUAAUGUCCUGUUGUCCAAAACAGAAAGUCGCCGUUAUAGUUCCGUUGUAAGUUGAUGGUCGCGACAAUGGAGAUUUCCGCAGUACGCCUCGAUGAAGUGGUUCCGGCCAGCAAAGGUUUCGCGUGACAACCGGUUAUCAAGGUGGUUAAUCUAGCUGGACGAGAAAACAGCAAACGGCUGGCCUGGGCCUGGAUGUUUAUUUACUACUACGAGGUGCUGCUGAAGAGUGAUUUAGUCGUGUUUCUCUUUCGGUAUUGGAAGUUGUCGUCCGGUCUAUGCAAAUAGCCAGACGAAGGUCAGGUCCAUCGGACCGAUUCUAUCGACCGGGUUAAAAUGUAAAUGAGGGCUGCUGACCCGUGUCUACCACAUCCUUUGGAACCUAGCAGGACGAUUAGGGAUCCAUCCGCGAGACGCUGCCAAUCGAUAGUGUAUAAUGUAGCGCCAUGUUGCGUCUCCACUUCGUUUGUUUGACUACAACUCGGACAACGUCUGCUGCCUGCUGCUGCUAUCGGUAGACGAUGAUUCAGCGUAUCCGGUUCCGGAUCCACUAAUAGGCACUAGGCUAUUUUGCAUAGCACACGCUUCAGUUGAGAGCGCCCACGUUUUUCGAAAGGAUUGCAUAAAAAUCAGUGUGUAAAAACCUACCACGGCCUAAAGCGCGUGGGAGCAAAGUAAAAUAUAACAGAAGCAGAAGCAAGAAGAAAAAAAAACUCUGCUAAAUGUACAAACAGCGAUUCCGGAAAUAGUCCCAUUGGGUGCAGUCAGUGAUAGUGACCAAGUGCUAGCACCUGAGACUCCGAACUUCCGGAAGCAGGAAACGGAACCCGACGACGACCAUUAGGAGGACUGUAUUUAAUCGUCUGAGCGCAUGCAAGUUUGUCGAUGACAAAAAACUGCCCCCACACCGUAUCCUUAACGCGGGAUCCGAAAAUAUCUGAAUGAAUUUGGUGCAACAAAUCCCAGCUAUCUGAGUGCAAAUCUGAAUAAGUGUGCACAUUUCUUACUCAGAAGGGGUGCAUUUGUGGAAGCCUGUUCCUUUUUUUUAUGUUACUCAUUCCUUCUGGAGUCUGUAUCCCCAUUGUAGGAGGCAUUCAAGCUGAAAGUUAAUUAAAGCCUUUCGGGAAGUUUUCCGGAUGUUCGUCGUUGAGUUAUCCUACUGCUACCACUGCUGAUGGAACAGUGAAAGUUGAAGAAAAAAAUUGUUGGUAAAGUUCGUUGUGACCGCCAAAUGGAACACGGUGCAUAAGAGUGUGUGUGUGGGUGCAACUUGCAAGUUAACGGGCUUUUGUGGCAUUUAAAUGGUUGAUGGGUCCCUCUGGAGUGUGUGAAGGAAAAUUUCAUGGAUUAAGCUGAAACACUUCUGGUGAUAAAUUGAAAACGAAACGGACUUCUUUUUGACCAUAUGGAAAAAUAGCUGAUAAUAAAGGACAGGAUAAUCUUCCACGCGCGCCACCCACCACAACAACAAUAUGGCCAAUGCAUCAUUACGUGACGAUGAGUUUGUCGAUGGUAAAUCCCGAGUGACGACAACGAAGACGUUUGUAGUAUUACUACGCGUAUAAUAGUAUCCCACUGACACGUGUCUGGCUGAAGGAGAAGGAAAGAAAACUCGCCUUCAAGAUGAGUACCGGAUAUACCAUUCAGUAUGCGGAUUAUUUUAACCGAUCCUGGCGCAAUGAUUCGCUGGUGACUUCCGGCGGAAAUGGGUCCGGCUAUGCGGUCGGCAGUGGUCUAGCCGAAAAUGCCCUAAACGAUACGUACGAAAUCUACGCCCCGAACUUCCCGUACGUCACAUCGACAGAGGAGCAGAACUACAUCGAGCUGCUCAGUGCCAGAUUAAGAAAUGAAUCGAACCAUUCACUUUAUGGAGCUGGAGUCCCACCUCAUCCUAGCCCCGUCGAAUGCAGCAGCGGAUAUUGGGCGGGUCUGUACUUCGAGAUCACCAGCUACUUCCUGUACGUGCUAGUGUUCGUUACGGCUGUCAUCGGCAACUCAAUAGUACUGUUCAUAGUCCAAUCUAAUCCGAGAAUGCGAACCGUAACGAACUACUUUAUCACCAACCUGGCCGUGGGGGACCUGAUGAUGAUGUUGUUCUGCGUUCCGUUUACCUUCAUAUCGUCCUUCGUGCUGCAGUAUUGGCCCUUUGGGUUGGCCAUGUGCCGCCUCGUUAACUAUACCCAGGCCGUAUCGGUGCUGGUGAGCGCGUAUACCCUGGUGGCCAUCAGUGGCGAUCGCUAUAUCGCCAUCAUGUGGCCGCUGAAGCCGAGGAUUACGAAGACAUGUUCCAAAGUCCUGAUUGGGAUCGUGUGGAUCAUUGCGCUGAUAACGGCGGCACCGAUUGCGAUCUUCUCGACGCUGAUCGUUCCUACCGAGUGGCAUUCCAUGUGUGAUCUCCCUAUUUGCAAGGAGAUCUGGCCUUCGGCGGAGCAGGAAGGUUACUACACCACGACGCUGCUCAUUACGCAGUUCGUGAUUCCACUGCUAGUGCUCAUCUACACCUACACCCGGAUAGCGAUCGUCGUCUGGGGCAAACGACCCCCCGGAGAAGCGGAAAACUCCCGGGACCAGCGGAUGGCCAAAUCGAAACGAAAGAUGAUUAAAAUGAUGGUGACGGUCGUUAUUGUCUUCACGAUAUGCUGGCUUCCCUUUAACUUUUUAAUGAUAGUCAACGUGGACACCAGCUGGGACCUGCUGCCCUACGUAUGGUUCGGUUUCCACUGGCUGGCGAUGUCCCACAGCUGCUACAACCCGAUCAUCUACUGCUACAUGAACGCGCGCUUCCGGUCCGGAUUCAUCCUGGUGCUCCACGGGGUUCCCGGACUUCAGCAGCUCUGUUGCUGCAUCCGGCACAAGGUCCCAAGCCAGCUGGGCCGGAACGUCGGCUCUUCGGUGGCCCUCGCCGGAAUCGAUGAAGUAUCGCAUCUGCAUCGAGUUAACACAUGUACCACGUACAUAAGCACCCGCCGGAAGACAAAUCUCAACGUCCAUCAGUCGCAAACGACGGAGACGUCCCUGUUGCGGUGAUACGCGCCCCCGAACUACGACUGAAAGCUGGGGUCCAUCGAGAGAGGAGGAACUGGAACUGGAGCUGGAGCAGGAGCAGGAGGAUUGCAGCGUCCGGGUGCUUCCGGACGGCCUCUGGUCGAUCUGGAGGAAACCGUGCUUCUGGAAGUUCCACCGCUGCUGAUGGGAACCGGUGUCGGUGGCUCAACGACGAUGACGCCGAUGAUGUCGGUGGCUGGAGGGCAGGGUGCUGUUGCUGCUUCUGGUCAUUUGGCUGGUGACCAGCAGCGGCAAAGAUCGCCAGUUGCGGUUGCCGCCUCCAAUGGAAGUGUGGUUAGGGCUGCUGAGGGAAGAAACUCGCCACCACCCCCGACAAAUGGGAAGCAAAACGGAAGGAUACGCUAGAUUUGAGGAUGGGAAACUCGAGCGAGAAGCGAUUUAGGGUAGGUCAGUUUGUAGGAUUCAUGGAGCGAUUUGCUUGAUUGGGAAAGCUAUAAACAAACGAUAUAUUGGGUAAUCAAUGGCAUUUAG
Molecule: messenger RNA, 3740 nt
Organism: Uranotaenia lowii
Lineage: Eukaryota; Metazoa; Arthropoda; Insecta; Diptera; Culicidae
Product: RYamide receptor-like
Exons: 8
Coding region: 1827-3230 (467 amino acids)
Biological process (GO): neuropeptide signaling pathway
Cellular component (GO): membrane
Molecular function (GO): neuropeptide Y receptor activity
Source: RefSeq, a predicted model, not a curated record